UCCAACGUACGGCGGUGCACAUGGAGUCGGAGGGGGAGCAGAGCUCGCUGGAGGAGCCAUCCCCGCCACAGACGCCUUCCAGUUCGAGCUGGCCGCUGCUCCUCGACCCGGCGUACGCGCGGAGCAAGUCGGUGAUCCACGACGAGCUGCGCAGCUUCCGCGUGUUCCUCCAGUGGUGCGCGCUGGACCACUCCUCCCCCGCCGCGCGCGCCGCCUCAUACGCUGCCUUCCUCGCGCUGGCGCUGGCCGUGCCCGCCGCCGUCUCGGCCUCCCUCCGCGCGGACGCCUCGCUGUCCCCGGCCUCCGCGUCCGCGGUCACCUUCAACCGCGUGGCCACGCUGACGGCGUCGGGGCUGGCCGCCAUCUCGUUCGCCACGCUCGCCGUCUUCUUCCGCCGCUGUGGGGGCCUCCGGCAGCUGCUGUUCCUGGACGGCGGGCUGUGCGACGACACCGCCUUCGUGCGGCGCCGGUACGAGCGCGAACUGGACCGCGCGUUCCGGCUCCUGGCGGCGCUGCUCGUCCCGGCGCUGUGCGUGGAGGCCGGGCACAAGGCCGUCUUCUUCUUCUCCACGGUGCGCGUGGAGCCGCCGAUCGGGGUGAUGAUCCCGCUCGCGGGCGUGCCGUGGCGCGCGGUGGCGCUUGUGGCGACGGUGGCGUCGUGGGUGUACCGCACGGGGGUGUUCCUGCUGGUGUGCGUGCUGUUCCGGCUCACCUGCGAGCUCCAGAUCCUGCGCUUCGAGGGCAUCUACCACAUGUUCGACGUGGAGGCGUGCGCCGCCGCAGACGACAUCUUCGUGGAGCACCGGCGCAUCCGGACGCAGCUGCUCGCCACCAGCCACCGGUACAGGGUGUUCAUCAUCUGCUGCCUCGUGACCAUCACCGUCAGCCAGCUGGGCGCCCUGCUCGUCGCCCUCUCCUCCAAGGACGGCAAGAGCUUCGCCAACUCCGGCGACCUCCUGGUUGGCUCGUGUGUGCAGCUGAGCGGGUUCUUCAUGUGCCUGUUCGGCGCGGCCAGGAUCACGCACCGAGCCCAGAGGAUCGUGUCCAUCGCCAGCCAGUGGCACAUGCGCAUAGUGUCCGCCGCCCAGCACCACAAACCGGCGGCGACGCCGGCUUUCAGCACGUCGGCGAGCGACAUCGACGCGGCCGCUCUGACGGUGCCGGCCGGAUCAGCGUGCUGCGAGUACAAAAGCAGACAAGCUCUUGUGACAUACCUCUCGCACAACAGCGGGGGGAUCACCUUGUUCGGCUUCACCCUUGACAGAGGCCUGCUCCAUACCAUCUUCGCCUUCGAGAUGACCCUCGUGCUCUGGAUCCUCAGCAAAGCUGUAGUUCUCUCCUAGUUACAUCUACCAAGGAGAUUAGUGAUUGUUACUUCCUAUGUAACCAUCUAAGCUAUAGCUAGCACUCUCAACUGUUGAUGAAAGCGUGAGUAAAUUCAGAUAAUUACGCAUCAAUUUCACGUUCUAAAAAAGACAUGGCG
Molecule: messenger RNA, 1483 nt
Organism: Lolium rigidum
Lineage: Eukaryota; Viridiplantae; Streptophyta; Magnoliopsida; Poales; Poaceae
Exons: 3
Coding region: 21-1343 (440 amino acids)
Source: RefSeq, a predicted model, not a curated record